Messenger RNA from Brassica rapa (field mustard), 1806 nucleotides. Its product is annotated as protein AE7-like 1. NCBI's taxonomy places the organism in Eukaryota, Viridiplantae, Streptophyta, Magnoliopsida, Brassicales, Brassicaceae. The record is from RefSeq and is a predicted model, not a curated record.
UACUGUAAAAACUCCAAAUAUAAAAAAUACUAUAAAAUUUUAUAAUACACACAAUCCGCGCGUAAGGAUCUUGUUAUUCUAAAAACAAAGUAAUCUCACUUACUAUCUGCUUAUUAAUUUUACUUUCAAAUUUAAUACCAAAUAUGAUUGCAGUAAAACUCAAUUCGAUUAUAAGGUUAUUCUAUUUUUUUACAAAAAUAUAGUAACACAAUGGGAUGUUUUUAGUCAAACUGCAAUAAAUAAAAACACAUUACAGACUCAACAGUUCCAUUUCUUUGGCUAAGGGUUCAAAGACAUCGAUAAAACUUAAAAGCUCUGGUCCAUGGUUCUCAUUCUGAUCUAGAGGAGAUUAAAGCUCUGCGUCGUUAUUGUUAGUCUUCAUUCGACCAGAUCCUUUCACGAUUAUUGUGUUUUUUGUAUGUGGUUCAAGAUAUCUAGUUUAGAAGUGCAUUGUAGAUCAUAAAGUAGUGUAGGUAAUUCUCAGUGCUUCUGAGUGAUGCUACAUCGAAACUAAUUGUGAUUUGUGAUAUAUAAGCCUCUAAAUUGGUCAAUAUCGUAAUCGAACUUUGGCUAAUAUAAGUUGAUGUUGAACCAAAAAUACAAAUAUUGUAAAAACGUUUAAAGUUUAAAUGGUGAAAACAAUUUCGAAGAGUACAUGUUGCAUAAAACAAUGGCUGCAUAAAACAACGGCUGCAUAAAACUAUUGGAAGUUUAAAAGAUUCUUAUGUGCGUUAUUAAACAAUGGGAGUGGAACUUCUGAUGGUUGUGAAUUUAAAUAUGUAGGUGCAUAGCAUAUCCAAUAUGAAAUUUAGAGAAAUUUUAUUUUAAGAUGAUAAAUUUGGUGCUGUUCAAAAAAUAACUAUGAUUUUAAAUAUUAUUAUCACAAAAUUUUAAAUGAUAAAUUUUAGAAAUUUGAUUGUUUUUAAAAUACUGUCGUGAAAUGUUUUGGUUAAAAAUAUAAUAAUGCAAAUUCUAUUGUUUUAGAUAAAAUCGAAGAAGUUCAUUAAAAUAAAACUUAAAAGUAUUUUAAUAUUUAAACCAUUACAACCUUAAUGUCUAAUCACUACAAAAAUUUCUUAAAUAUUGAAUACAUCCCGUGACCUUUGUAAGCAGAUCACCAAUUAAUCAAAUCAAUUAGGCCUUCUUCCGUAAACGAAGGUUGAGGAAAGAAAAAAAAGAGAAAAAUGACGCUGGGACUGUUAAACGCGAAUCCAGUAGUGCAAGCUAAGAAGGAACGGCUAGCUCGUACACAAGAUCAACACAGAGAUUAUGAUGGCCUUGAUACUCUCGACGUCUAUGAGUAUGUAAGAGACAUAAGAGAUCCGGAACACCCUUAUUCCUUGGAGCAACUUAGUGUUCUGUCUGAAGAUUCCAUCACUCUCGAUGACAAGCUCAAUCGCAUCCUAAUAACGUUUACACCGACGAUCCAGCAUUGUAGUAUGGCAACUAUAAUUGGUCUGUGUUUGAGAGCUAAGCUUAAAGAAUGCUUGCCACUCCAUUAUAAGGUUGAUAUCAGAGUGUCUCCCGGUUCUCACGCCGAUGAAGAUUCAGUGAAUAAACAGCUGAAUGAUAAAGAAAGAGUGGUAGCUGCCUUGGAGAAUCCUAAUCUCCGUCAGCUUGUGGAUGAGUGUAUCUGCUCCAACGAGAUAUGAAUCAGAUCAUUUUACUUUUACUCUCUUGUACAAAUUUGGGAUUGUAUCGUAUGACUUAGAGACUGCUCUUUGUCUCUGUUUGUAUUGUCACUACACAUUUUACGAUGCCUGAAUGUUGUAUACUGCUUUGAUAAUGUUACAAACCUUUUCUUCA